AUGGAGAAGACUCAGGAGAAGACUGAGCAGCCUGCGGCUCGGACUGAAGCUCCCGCAGCAGUUGUGAGCGAGAAGGUCGAGAAGCCAGUCGAGAAGCCGGUUGAGGAGAAAGAAGCUGAACAAGCUCCGUCGAAGCCCACCGAAGUCAGCAAAGAAGCUGACCCUGUCGAGAAGACCAAGACCGAUGCUGGAGCUACCGCUCAGGUCAAGGCUGAGGAGCCUGCGCCAGCCGACAACUGUCCAGAGUACCUGGCCCAGCAUGCCGGACUCGCCCAGUUCUUCGACCGUUUGCCUGCCAUCCUCGAAGCCACCGGCCACAAAGAGAUGUGGGGAGUGCCAUUGAGAGAUUCAGAGGAUGUUCCUACCGUCAACAUCAUGAUCAAGUUCCUUCGUGCCAAUGAGGGAAACCUGAAGGCUGCCGAGGAGCAGCUCACCAAGGCACUCCAGUGGCGCAAGGAGAUGAAGCCCCUGGACAUUGUCGAGAAGAUGAAGUUCUCUGCUAAGAAGUUUAAGAACUUGGGCUUCAUCACCACGUACGGCGUGGACGAGGCCAAGUCUGUCUUUACAUGGAACAUCUAUGGUGCUGUUAAGAACAUUGACGAGACCUUUGGAGACUUGGACAGUUUUAUUAAAUGGCGCGUUGCCCUGAUGGAGUUUGCUAUCCGCGAAUUGGACCUAGACAGGGCAAAGACCGUUAUUCCUGCUGUUGGAGAGGACCCCUAUCAGAUGUUCCAGGUCCACGACUACCAGAACGUCAGCUUCCUCCGCAUGAGCCCAACUAUCCGCAAUGCCUCUCGUGAAACCAUCACUGUUUUCAGCAUGGCCUACCCAGAACUCCUCCGUGAGAAGUUCUUCGUCAACGUCCCGGUCGUCAUGGGAUGGGUCUUUUCUGCCCUCAAGGUCUUCCUGAGCAAGAACACCAUCCGCAAGUUCCACCCCAUCACCAACGGCUCUGCUCUGGCCCGUGAGUUUGGUGACGCUGGUGUUGAGUUCCCCAAGUCCUAUGGUGGAAAGAGCCCUGAGCUGGCUGAGAACGCCAUGACCGUCAGCCUCAUGGACGACGCCCCUCAGGAAAAGGAAGCUGAGCCCAAGACCGAAAAAAAGACCGAGGCCAAGACUGAAGCUAAGGUUGAAGAAGCAGAGGUCAAGAAUGAAGCUCCUGAGACGAAACCAGAGGAGACCAAGACUGAGACCCCAGCUGAACCUGAAAAGACUACCACUGAAGCUGCUGAUAAGCCAGCUGCUGAUACCAACGGAGCUCCCAAGGCCGCUGAGGCAUUGACCCCAGCUAAGUAA
Messenger RNA from Microsporum canis CBS 113480, 1296 nucleotides. Its product is annotated as CRAL/TRIO domain-containing protein. Gene Ontology annotation, cellular component: plasma membrane; cortical endoplasmic reticulum; cytosol. Gene Ontology annotation, molecular function: phosphatidylinositol transfer activity. Bases 1 to 1296 code for a protein of 431 amino acids. NCBI's taxonomy places the organism in Eukaryota, Fungi, Ascomycota, Eurotiomycetes, Onygenales, Arthrodermataceae. The record is from RefSeq and is a predicted model, not a curated record. Gene Ontology annotation, biological process: Golgi to plasma membrane protein transport; regulation of exocytosis. The transcript is spliced from 2 exons.